Messenger RNA from Seriola aureovittata, 2607 nucleotides. RefSeq lists its product as uncharacterized. Gene Ontology annotation, molecular function: O-methyltransferase activity; oxidoreductase activity, acting on the CH-OH group of donors, NAD or NADP as acceptor. The record is from RefSeq and is a predicted model, not a curated record. NCBI's taxonomy places the organism in Eukaryota, Metazoa, Chordata, Actinopteri, Carangiformes, Carangidae. The transcript has 11 exons. The coding region runs from base 288 to 1943 and encodes 551 amino acids.
UUUGCUAUUAGCCCUGUGGUCAUUCCACCUUAUCUGCCGGUCUUUCUGCAGUGUAUUGGAAAUCGAUGAUUGGAGACGCCGUACAUUUGCCACGUGCCGUUGGAUAAUAUGUGAUUCGACAGGUUGUCUCAGAGCCCUUGCUCUGGGUUGUGUAAGUCACCAGUUACUCCCCUCACUUAACAAUUUGCAUAGUUGCUGUGAUAUAACAGAAACUCCACCACCACGUUUAAAAGUGUGUCCACCGAGGUUGACAGCUGCCGGAGUUCGUCACGCCCAUAAACGCCACCAUGCCCGCCGAAAAAGUUCCUGACACCCCAGUGGAGGUCCUUGUGGAUCUCCUGACAAAAGCCAGAGAGAUAGCUGCAUCAAGUGGUAAUGUCCCAGAAGAGUUGACCAGUCACCUGAAGAAGGCAGUGGACAUCGCCAGUGGCCUGGAUGACUACCUGGAGAAAAUGACCACACAGGAAAGUGAACCUCUGGCAGAGCUAUAUGAAAAAACAGUUUCUCAUGACUGGGAUCAAGUGCACAAGGACGGCAAAACUAUGUUCCGGCUUCCCAAGGAGUGCAUCACUGGACAUGUUGAAGGCCAGACUCUGAAGAUGCUGGUUCGCAUGAGUCAAGCCAAGAAGAUCCUAGAGAUCGGGAUGUUCACUGGCUACGGAGCUCUGUCCAUGGCCGAGGGGCUUCCUGAGGACGGUUGCUUAGUUGCUUGCGAGUUAGAGCCAUACCUCAAAGAGUUUGCUCAGCCCAUUUUUGACAAGUCUCCGCAUGGAAAGAAGAUUACUGUCAAAACGGGAUCUGCCAUGGACACCUUAAAAGAACUGGCUGCUGCAGGUGAGCAGUUUGACAUGGUCUUCAUCGAUGCUGACAAGAAUAAUUACAUCAACUACUACAACUUCAUUCUGGACAACAAUCUGCUGAAGCUACGAGGGGUCAUAUGUGUAGAUAACUCACUGUUCAAGGCCAAGGUUUAUCUGAAAGACACCACAGAUAGCAACGGACUGGCGCUUCGUGAAUUCAACCAGUUUGUCUCCAGUGACCCUCGUGUGGAGCAGGUCAUCAUCCCCCUCAGAGAUGGGCUCAGUGUUAUCUGCCAGGUCUCUGUGGCCUCUGAGUGCACAAGGACACAGAGUGAAGUAACAGAUGAUGAGGUUUUCCGUGGUGUCCAGGGGCGCCCCAUCCUCGAUCGGAUGCGUCUUGAUGGAAAGGUGGCUUACGUGACGGGUGCCGGUCAGGGUAUAGGCCGAGCAUUCGCUCAUGCCCUGGGGGAGGCUGGUGCAAAGGUGGCUGUGGUGGACUUGGACAAAGUUAAAGCUGAGGCAGUGGCUAAAGAGCUCUCACUCAAAGGCAUCAAUGCUGUUUCAAUCACAGCUGAUAUUAGCAAGUCAGAUGAUGUCCAGAAGAUGAUUGACAGCAUUGUCUCCAAAUGGGGAGCGAUCCACAUCGGCUGUAACAACGCCGGCGUCAACAUGAACUCAGCCAGUGAAGACACCAGUCUAGAGGAGUGGGACCAAACCUUUAACGUCAACCUGAGGGGGACUUUCAUGUGCUGCCAGGCAGCAGGUCGAGUGAUGUUGAAGCAAGGAUACGGCAAGAUUAUCAACACAGCCUCCAUGGCCAGUCUAAUAGUCCCACAUCCCCAGAAGCAGCUUUCCUACAACACAUCCAAGGCUGGAGUGGUCAAACUGACUCAGACCCUGGGCACCGAAUGGAUUGACAGAGGAGUGCGUGUCAACUGCAUCUCACCGGGGAUUGUUGACACCCCUCUCAUCCACUCGGAGAGUCUGAGGCCUCUGGUGCAGCGCUGGCUGUCAGAUAUCCCUGCUGGUAGACUGGCUCAAGUGACAGACCUGCAAGCUGCAGUGGUCUACUUGGCAUCUGACGCCUCCGACUACAUGACAGGGCAUAACUUAGUCAUAGAGGGUGGGCAAAGUCUGUGGUAGAGGGGGGUAGAUGAAGAGAUGAAAACUUUUUUUCCUCUUCACUCUCCUGGGAUUAGUCUCAGAAAUAGGUGGCAUUCACAUUAUCUCCCUCUGACACAUUCACGUCAGUGUUAACUUUUGGUCAGCAAUCAAAAAAACUGUAUCAUAAUAAUAGCGGUACAACAGCCAUCAGUCUUCUUAUCACACAGUAGAUAUUUGCUGACUUGUUUGGGGAAAAGUCCAAGAGUGAAAAGGAAAACUGUAACUUUUCUUUAAAACCCGUCCCAAUUGUUUUGUCACAACUUCUGCUGCAUAUUCUCUUGACAUUUUUUAUCCACUGAAGUCUGUUUAAACAGUUUUUUUUUAAUGUGACUGUCAGUGUCUUAAAUGCCACUGAGAGAAAUUUAUAUUUUUCUGUUGUAUCAUGGAAAAGUUGAGUUUUUUUAAUCUUAUUUUUUAUAACUACGUUUCAUACAAAUGCAGUUCAAAGUGCUUUAGAGGAUAAUAAAGGAAUGACAGUUGCAAUGAACGAAGGCUUCUGUGCAUGAGUACAGUGCAUGACUGACUAUAUGUGUGAUUUUUACAUAACCAAAUAAACUGACACAUCUAAGCUGCGGUAUCUUCUGUAUGUUACACAGUAUAUAUUGGCACCAGGAGUAAAACCUUGUUUAUUAGCUUUAAAUGU